Falco peregrinus (peregrine falcon) is the source of this 2876-nucleotide messenger RNA. RefSeq names its product homeobox D1 (gene HOXD1). The transcript is spliced from 2 exons. The record is from RefSeq and is a predicted model, not a curated record. NCBI's taxonomy places the organism in Eukaryota, Metazoa, Chordata, Aves, Falconiformes, Falconidae. Gene Ontology annotation, cellular component: nucleus. Bases 308 to 1018 code for a protein of 236 amino acids. Gene Ontology annotation, biological process: regulation of transcription by RNA polymerase II. Gene Ontology annotation, molecular function: RNA polymerase II cis-regulatory region sequence-specific DNA binding; DNA-binding transcription factor activity, RNA polymerase II-specific.
CUCCAAACUCCCGGCUAGCGGCUCCGAAGUGCCCGGCGGCUCCGGCGAGUGCAGAGCGAGCGGCCCGUCGCGGGGAGGCCCCGAAGGGCUCGGGGGGCUGCCCGCCCGCAGCCCCCCGCCGGGCCUGGGCAGCCGGGCGUGGGCAGGGGAGCCCGCGGCGCCCGGGACCCCCGAUGAAGGCUCCCCCCGCCGGGCUCCCAUUGGCCGCGGGGCGGAACGUGCCGCCCCGCUCCCGGCCCUAUAUCAGGGCAGUAUUGCCCCGGUGGGGCGCGGGGCAGGUGCGGGGAGGGGCGCUGCCCCGCGGGCCAUGGACCUGGGGUACUUCCCCCUCGCCUGCCCGCCGGCGCUGUGCCGCGGGGCCCCGCAGCCCCCCUGCACCCGGCGGGGGGGCCGCGCCUUCCCGGCGCUGGGCACCGUGGCCAGCGCCGCGCCCUCCCCGCCGCCUGCCUGCGCCGGGGCGGUGGGGUGCCCGUCCGCCCCCGCCGCGGCGCCGAGCUGCGGCUACCGGCCGUCCCGCGGAGCGGGGCCGCCGGGCUACGCCACGUCCAUUUUCCCCGGGAGCGGCCGCCCGCCGCCGCCGGCGGAGCCCGGCCGCCCCUGCCCCGGCGCGGGCGGUGGGGGGCCGCGGCGCCUCUCGCCCUGCCCCGGGGCCGCCCCCGCGCUCGGCUCCCCGGCCCCCGCGGCGGCCCCGGCGGCGCCCCGCACCUUCGAGUGGAUGCGAGCGAAGCGGAGCCCGCCCGGGAGAAGCUGCGCGGCGCCGUGCGGGGGGGAACCUCCCGCCUGCCCCGCACGCACCAGCUUCAGCACCCGGCAGCUCACGGAGCUGGAGAAGGAGUUUCACUUCAGCCGGUACCUGUCGCGGGCCCGCCGCCUCGAGGUGGCCCGCUCGCUGCGCCUCCGCGACGCCCAGGUGAAGGUCUGGUUCCAGAACCGCCGCAUGAAGCAGAAGAAGCGGGAGCGGGAGGCGCUGGCCGCCCCCGCCGCCGCGCCCACGGGUGCCCCGGGCGGCCCCGCGUGAAGCCCCGCCGCCCCCCCGGGGGUCUGCGGGGCCGGGCGGGAAGUUGCGGCCGGCGGGGCACCCGAGGUGGCCUUUCAGGCGGGAGUGCGGCGAUGCAGCUCCGCUGUUUUUUCUGUUGCAACUUAUUUACAGUUUUAUUUAUGAGGAUUCAGGGAACGGUGCCAGCCCCGAACGCUGCUGCUGAGUUUCGAGCCGGGCCGAGGAGGCAGCGGGUGGGCGCAGCUGGGAGCUAACGGGGGCUGCCGCUCCCUCUCUUUAUGGGGGAGGGGGGGCUGCCCCAAGCUCCCGACCUCUUCUUCGUAUUGCAUUUAAAAAGAGAUCCGCAGGCUCAGGCAGAGUUCACACAGAAGAGAGGGAGAAACCCCGAGAAGGCAGAGCAAAGGAGAGCAGGGAAGACUUCUUACAGGAAGGGGCAGGGAUGGCCACUGCCACCAGUAUGAGUCCAAGAUCCCCUUUUGAAAAAAGUGCCCUUGUGUUCUGUCCUAUCCUUCAAAAAAUGCUGCAAAAAAAGAGGCUGUUUAUGCUUGUAUUUAUUCCUCAUUCGUUCCCAUUCCUUUGCUGAUGUGGCUGGUUUAGUCCAAAAUCUGUUCAGUAACUGUGAGGGAAAGUUUUAAAAGAAAUAAAGUCAUAGGAGGAACACCUCUUCCCAUUCAAACUGCAGGGGUGCUGGGAUUUUCCUUGGAGGGGCUGCCCAUGACCGGGCAUCUGCUGGCUCCCAGCACCUCUUGUGUGCCUGGGCAAGGACAAGACAACAUAAAGCCUCUUACGAGCAUCCAGGGCCAGGCUCUGAGAUCAUCCAGCUUUCGCAGGCUUGAUUGUAUCUUAUGGUUAAAGAAAUGCACCAUAUUAAAUCAGUUUGCAACAAAUCUUACCACAAGAAAAACCUCAAAGACCUGUUAAAGUGCAGAAAGAUGCCCGGGUUUGACCACAGACCUCUGCCAGUGAAAGACCAAGAGGAUUCCUGGAUCUUUUACUUGGCGUACUUGUUCAAAAAGAGUGAUGAUGACUGAUUCCUCCAUGCAAGCGCAAAAUUCACCAGUGAUCCUCACUUCUGACAAUUUUGUCUUUACCAGAGAUAAAAUUCAGUAUCAAAGUGGACAAAGGAGCCAAGUUUAGACUUUUCCUACCUGUGACUGGGAAAGCAUAACACCAAUGCAGAAAGGAAUGACAUCUGGAUUUAUGGGAAUGUGAUUUUAUUUAUCUGUGGCACAAAACUACUUUGGACAAGUCUCUGCUCUGGAUUUCUCCUGGGUGUUGGACUUUAAGGUGCAGAACACAUUGUAGCACCAGGGGAGAUGGAUCUCAGAGGAUCUGUGACUGCUGCUGUUUGGAAGCCAGCCCCAGACACCAACAUUUGUUGGUCUUUGUUGAAUGCUUCCUGGGCAAAAGGAACAGAGAGAGCAGAUGAAGGUGGAACUUUCAAAUCAGCAAGUCCACGACAUAAGGGAUACUUAUUCUCUAUAGUACCUUCCAUUCCCCAAGGCACCCUUCUGCUUACAGGCUUUUUUAUGAAGAUUUCUCUUCAGCCGAGGGACUGGGAAGCCACUGCUGAUGGCAGCUUCAGCAGAGGUUGGUGGGAGCCCUGGGAAACAGUAUGCUCCCAAAAGCUGGACAGGUACAUUGGAAUGAUGCUGCGGCAGCAGGCUUACGGCUGAGCUAGGGCAGGAGGCCUCCUCGACAAGGAGAUGGGUGCCCCCACAGUGAGCAUCUGAGGGGGGGACCUCCCAAGACAGAAGUGUUUGGUUAUGCAUCAUAUCCUGACUGUACCUGGAAAGUACAAUAAAGCUAGAGGCUCAUGGUUGUGCAUGCACACAGAGACAUUUUUGUUCUGUAUAUGGUGUUAUGGUUCAUAUCCCAC